Ruditapes philippinarum (Manila clam) is the source of this 3306-nucleotide messenger RNA. RefSeq lists its product as uncharacterized. The annotation marks the transcript as partial. Gene Ontology annotation, molecular function: protein binding; molecular adaptor activity. Gene Ontology annotation, biological process: post-translational protein targeting to endoplasmic reticulum membrane. Lineage: Eukaryota; Metazoa; Mollusca; Bivalvia; Venerida; Veneridae. The record is from RefSeq and is a predicted model, not a curated record. Gene Ontology annotation, cellular component: membrane; TRC complex. The transcript is spliced from 20 exons.
AUAACAAGUUUACUAAAAACAUUUUUUUCAAAAAAUGGGCGUUACUUUUUAUCCUAACUGUAAAUCUGCGUUAAAAAGUGGACCAGGAAGAUAAACACACGAACUUUCCGAAAAUAGCAUGCGUAGUAAUUUUUUACGUGUAUUGAUUACAAAUGACAUGUCACAAUAAACAGAUAAAAACUGAGUUACUAAUGGAGUUACGUAUAUGUUACAGACAGACCUGGCGAAGAAGAUAGAUUGACUCUUUACGACCACAGGUCGGUAGCAAGAUGGCGGGUUUUCAAAGAUUUCCAUACCCGGAUCUCAUGGGACAGCUGCGCAUGUUCAAAGAAUUCAAGGACAAAGCAAAGCAAGCACUUUUACGGAAUAGUCUGGCUGAGGCCCAUCAAUGGUACAAUGCUGCAUUAAGCUUCUUUGAACAGCCUUUUCUACCCCAGCCAAUUGUGAAUGAACAUCAUGUUAUUUUGUGUAACAGGUCACAAGUUUGUUAUAGACAAGGUCUAUAUAAACAAUCUGAGGAAGAUGCAGUUACAGCUAUAAAUAUUUGUCCAACAUAUGCGAAGGCAUAUUGGAGAGCAUCUCAGGCUGUGUUAGCUGGACCUGGAAAUAGACAAGAGCUAGCUGUGAAGUUCCUGGCUGAUGCACUUUUAUUGGGUCUUGAUGAACUAGAUCAAAGACAUUUUUUAACAGAAAUCUGCAAACUUGCAAUUAAUACUCAACUCACGGGUUUGAUGCUGUCGACCUUGUGCAGCCUUUAUCUACCAGACGCCCGGGACAAAAUUUGGUUGUCAGUUAUUAAGAAGCUUUGUGACCAGAAUGAAUGGGAUGGCAUGGCGAUGCUUUUGAUACAUUAUGAACCAAGGAGUGUUCAGCAUUCUUUGAAUACACUAGACGUUUCAGAAUGGAAGUGUGGUGACAUUAUUGUUGGUAAACUUCUGAAGACUUUGCCAGAUGACAAAAUGGCAAUAUUUGGGGAGAGAUUAGCAAUUUGUCUUCUUCAGAAAGGCGCUUCAAUUGAAACUAUUGAAGUGUAUACAAUGACGAAUUCCUUACACUUUCUCGUAGACUUGUCAUUGAGAAUUCGAUCAGUAACAUUGUUAAGAUUUGUCCUUGACAAUUACGAGUGUGUCCGAGUAAAGAUAAAUUACCAAGAUAACGAAGGGAACACAGCAUUUCAUUUGGUUGUUAAAGCAAGUGUAGACAACGUUGAUAUAUGUGAGAAUGUAGUCGUCUUAUUGUUGAAGAAUAAAUGUGAUAUGUCUUUGAGAGACUGUACAAAUAAAAUACCAGCCGACUAUGUGAACAAAGACAGCAAGUUAUUUCAGUUGCUUCAACAGGUUUCAAAUCCAGUUGAAGAGCUACGUAAAAAGUUGGAACAACUGAAGACUGAAGGAAACACGGCAUUUGUAAAUAAGGACUAUACAAGGGCUGUGCAUUUUUAUAAUGAAGCUCUCGUGGUCGCACAGCAGUCACCAGAUCUGUAUAAAGAAGCUGCAAUACUUUACAGCAACAAGUCAAAUGUUCGAUACCAAACGGGUGAUACAGAAAAUGCUCUGAUAAAUGCAAUUGCUGCAAUCAAUUCUGACCCCGAGUACUCUAAAGGGUACUUUCGGCAUAGCAAGGCCCUGUUUCGUUUAGGAUCUGCUAUUGAAGCAUUCAAAACUCUUGUUGAUGGUUACUCUAAAUCAAAACAAAUAAACAAUAAAGUUGAUCUUCUUACAGAGGCAGCAGUUAUUUUGAACAGUUUUGAAGGCGAGGAGCUCGUGCAAUGCUACCAAAUGUUGGACAACCAAAACCCUGACAUUUGGCAAAACGUCUUAACUCAACUUAGUAAAAAGUCAGAGUGGAAAUCUAUUGCAUAUUUAAUGCUUGGACCAAAUCUAGAAACGUGUACAUCAGACAGAUUGAAUUCGGGCGAGCACAUAGCUACUUUCUGUACUGGCGUUGCUGGAAAAUGUUCUACUGCUGAUAUGGAGACAAAAACUGUUUUGAAUUUCCUGAGAGGAUCAGACGAGAUCCCAUCUUGGUUGAACGUUGUAAUGUGUGUGGUGCAUGCACAUGGGGGUGAUCAAACAUUACGGGGUUUUGCUGUAGUUGAGAAUGACUGUCCGCUUCAUGCCGUAUUACGAUUUGUGAUGAAAACUGGUUCGACAUUACUUCUUGAAAAGUUUCCACAAAGUGGGUCAGGUUGGUGUGAUAAAAGUGGAGCAGAGGAAUCAGGAUUUCACAUUCUAGCUAAAAACAAACUUGCGGCCGAUUGCCUUUACAAAUUGGCGAGAACGCUCUUGAUGAAAGGAUACAAUGAUGUGUUACGGAAGGAUAAGAAGGGGAAGAUUCCAUACGAUUAUCUCCACGAUGAUUAUCCAUGUCGUGUAUACGACUUGUUUCUUCCAGACAACAAAACUAUAGAACCUGUGCACGCUCGUAGACUUUGCAACAUCGGGAAACUAAAGAAUAAUAACAACAAACAUGAAACUGCAAUUAACAUAUUUAACAAAGUCCUUCGUCUUAGAAUUAAAAAGGAUCACUUCAUGAGGCAUGAGGACAUUCAUGCAUAUGCACUGAAAAACAAAGCUGAAAGUUAUCUAAAGAUCGGAGACCUUAACAAGGCACUGAAGGAAGCAGAUAAAAGUAAAGAGAUUGUGCCAAGUUAUGAUGUUUAUCUGAUAUGUGCUAAGGCAAGAGCAGAUUUGAGAAGUUAUGACCAAGCAUUUGGAGACUUUAUCAAUGCAUUUGAUUAUGCUGGUGAUGGUGGAACAUCACAAGUACUUGAAGUAUGUGAGGAAAUAGUAAAGUUUUUGUCCCAGCUGCCAAACCAGCGAAGUAAGUCUAUGACUCAAAGAAUAUCAAGAACUCGGCCUGGAAAUGGACCUUUAUGGGCUAGGAUCUGUCAUAAAUUUGUGCUCCAUAACGAAUGGAAAACUGGAGAAAUAGCACACAACCUGUUCAAAUAUGAUCAGGAAGCACAUAUUCUACCUAUACAAAUUAAUGUAGCGUGUUUUUGUAGUUUAAAUGAUAUCAGGAGUCAUCCAUGGUCUGCUAAUAUGAUGCUCUAUUUCUUACAUUGUGGAUCAGAUAGAAAAGCUAUAUCACUAGAACAAGGUGACACAUACCUGCAUGCUUCAGUGAGGAUAUCGUUAGUCGCUAGUUUUCCAGACUUAUUAACAUAUGUGAUAAAGAAUACAAAUGCCAAUGAACUACACUUAUGUGACCAGGAUGGCAAUACAUUGCUUCAUAUAGCAACGAAGGAAAGAAAAGUAGAUAGGCAUGCAAGGUUUGUCGUGAUAAAAAUACUACUAAAAUGUG